AUGUUGAAAAGAAUUUAUGAUGGAGUGUUCAAAGGGUUGGAGGGCGAUUCUCAAAGAGGUCAUACGGUUUACAAUAGCCAACAUGACCUGCUCUGUAACACCCAAUUUGACCUGCGUUGUGAUAUCUGUGGUUCAUCGGAUAUUUUGAUGCUAAGUACAAGAUUUUGGAAACAAAAAAUUUGUGCAGCACAUCAGCACGACAAGACUCUAAUAUGUAGCGGCUGUGAAAGAUAUAAGCCAAGAAAUGAAAGAUACGUCGAGCUUGGCAGUGGUGGGUGGCAAGUCUGCCAUGAUUGCUGUUCUACAGCAGUGAAUAGCGCAGAGAAACUGAAAACACUAAUCGGAAAAGUGCAAGCACUUUUCCGAGAAUCAAAACUAGUAGUUGGGAAAGACAUCCCAAUUUUCCUAGUGACUGCAGAUGAGCUUGGCAAGUUUCUGAAUUCUCAUGAGGUUGAGAAAUGGGCAGUCAUUAGCAUACCAAAUGAUGCAAGUGUGGUUAAACCUCCAAGAUAUGAAGAUGUUGGAGAAGAAGUUAGGGAAGGGCUAUGUCAUAUGAUGGCAUACAAGUGGCUGGAAUUCUCAAAAUCCGACGUUGAGGGUUGUUUUUGUUUGACGGAUGAGCAGAGUGAAUAUGCAAAAGAUUUCAGAACUUAUCUUAAACAAAAGAUGAAAGGAGCACGUUACAGGGUUGCUGAUAUCCAGCGGUUUAUGGAAGCAAAGCAUGAAGCCGAUGAACGUGGCCAAGCUGCACCUGAAACCAUUGAUGGUAUCGAUGGGUUCAAAAAUGUCAUGCAUGCAGUAGAUAAAUAUGGCUUAGCAUAUACAUUAGACUUCGUUGCCCAUAAGAAAACGCUCCCAAAAUAG
This is a messenger RNA of Theobroma cacao (cacao), 864 nucleotides long. NCBI's taxonomy places the organism in Eukaryota, Viridiplantae, Streptophyta, Magnoliopsida, Malvales, Malvaceae. The record is from RefSeq and is a predicted model, not a curated record.